Molecule: messenger RNA, 1853 nt
Organism: Branchiostoma belcheri (Belcher's lancelet)
Lineage: Eukaryota; Metazoa; Chordata; Leptocardii; Amphioxiformes; Branchiostomatidae
Product: acyl-CoA synthetase family member 3, mitochondrial-like
Exons: 7
Coding region: 42-1826 (594 amino acids)
Biological process (GO): fatty acid metabolic process
Molecular function (GO): medium-chain fatty acid-CoA ligase activity
Source: RefSeq, a predicted model, not a curated record
UCCUGGGUACAGAGUGCAAAGGUCAGGACCAAGACGACAGGAUGCUGCUUCGAAUCUUCACCUCCAGGGUUAGACAUUUUAACCUUCGUCCAACCUUCUACCUCAAGAAUACCGCACUUUUUCCUCAAAAUGGCUUCUACUUCUCCUCCUCAUCAACUCAAGGAAUCCCCGUCUUCCUCAAAGCCCAGAAAUACGCCGACAGAACGGCCAUCAUUGACAGAAACGGGUCACACUCGUACCUGGACUUGCUCCAACAAAGUUGUCUCCUCUCGCAGAGAAUCUCCUCACUUCUGGGUACCAGUAACGACGUCAGGGGGGCAAGGAUAGCCUUCCUGUGUCCCAAUGAUGUCUCCUAUGUCAUCUCCCAAUGGUCUACUUGGAUGAGUGGCGGUGUGGCCGUCCCUUUAUGUAAAACUCACCCCGUGCCGGAGUUGGAAUAUGUCCUCUCAGAUUCCCAAUCCUCCGUCCUCCUCUACACAGAAGACUACGCGGAUAAAGCCGCUAUCGUAGCCGAAAACUCGAACGUCAAACCUCUCCUGUUGAAGAGAGAGAACUAUAUCCAGAAGGAGAAUAAAGAGUUGGAGAGUAACGCGGGAGAAUGUGUGGACAUCCUUUUGGAUUUGGGAAGUCGAAGUUGGAGGGACAGAGACGCGAUGAUAAUCUACACUAGUGGCACCACGGGAAGGCCCAAAGGUGUGCUGACCACGCAUAAAAACCUGCAGGCUCAGGUGGAUGGGAUGGUUGAGAGCUGGGAGUGGUCUCCCACGGACGUUCUGCUGCACGUCCUGCCGCUGCACCACGUCCACGGGGUCGUGAACUGCCUGAUGUGUCCACUGGCGGCGGGGGCCAUGGUCACCAUGAUGGAGCAGUUCAGCGCUGAAAACGCGUGGAAAGCCCUACUGAGUGCCUCCCUGCUGUCCCAGUGGUCUGACUCAGUCUCCCCGCGGAUGAACGUGUUUAUGGCAGUUCCCACCGUCUACGCGAAGAUGAUCGAACACUACGACAAGCACUACACCAAACCUCGCGUCAGGGACUACGUCAGGGCAGUGUGCAGGGAGAAGGUUAGACUGAUGGUGUCCGGUUCGGCGGCCCUCCCCCAGCCUAUCAUGGAGAGGUGGGAGGAGAUCACGGGACACCGGUUGCUGGAGCGCUACGGCAUGACGGAGGUCGGCAUGGCGCUGUCCAACCCUCUGCACGGGGACAGGCGCGCCGGAACUGUGGGUAAGCCCAUGCCUGGAGUAGAAGUCCGUAUAGUCCAGCAGACCAGUGCAGCCGGCUCACAGGACAGGACUGUAGUGGCUCAGGGGAACCACAGUUACACACAGGUUUUCCCAGGACUUGAAGAACAGGAAGGGGAACUGUUAGUGAAGGGACCAGGUGUGUUCAAACAGUACUGGAACAGGCCAAACGCCACCACUGAUGCCUUCACUCAGGAUGGCUGGUUCAAGACAGGUGACACUGCGGUGUUGAGAGACGGCUACUUCAGCAUCCUGGGUCGCACCUCUGUCGACAUCAUCAAGAGCGGUGGCUACAAGAUCAGCGCCCUGGAUGUGGAGCGCCACCUGUUGGCCCAUGACGGUAUUGCAGACUGUGCAGUGGUGGGGGUUUCUGACAUGACGUGGGGUCAGCGUGUUGCUGCUAUACUGGUGCUAAGGGAAGGUGCUAGCUUGAGCCUUGGAGAACUGAAACACUGGGGUAAGGACAGAAUGCCAAGCUACAUCAUCCCCUCUGAGAUUAAAAUUGUACCCAUCUUACCGAGGAAUGCGAUGGGAAAAGUCAACAAAAAGGAUCUUCUCAAAGAGUUUUUUUCUGAAGCAGCCAGCUAAGGUACAAUUUCUGGUCUGCUAUAAUAA